UCUUUGAAAUGCUACAUUAAGAUAUCAUUAACAAUUUCAAUUUAUAAAUACACACCCAUAUAUAUUUUCUUUUAAAAUGUCAUAUUCCAAACACAAAAGCAAUCAAAUAAGAGAACAACAGGCUUAAUAGUGAUUUUUUUUCUUUCAAUUACUACUACAACAAUUCUGAGAAGUUGCCAGCACACCAGCAGGCAUUUCUGCAUAAAAAAACGUAAUGAGCAGACCAUGCAGCUAAACAGCUAGUGACUAUUUGCAAGCCUCCUAGGUAUAUCCCCAGCAGACACAUUAUCAGAUUAAAGGAACUGCAAACAAACUGGGCUGAAACUUUCUUUGUCCAAACCCAGCCUCUUCUUCCUGUGAUGUCAUAUUACAAAUCUAGCAAGCCUUUCUUUUUCACUUCAGAGAAAGCGACCUCAAGAUACAGCUGGCAACUGAGGAAAAGGCCUCAAUUCAGCAAGAGCUAACGUGCUUUGGAAUUUAUUUUGGCAUCUUUAAAAGACUCUUCUGCUUCCCACCAUCUGGGAUCAUACGGCAGGAAAACAAAAAAGGAAAACUUCAUUUAAAAGAAGCAAGAAGUAAAAUGGGACAAAUUGGGAAUGUUCAAGUCUCUGAAACUCUCCACUGAAAUGAAAAUAAGAUUGAUAACUUAAGAUUAAUAUCUUGGGGUAUAAAGAAACAUUAACUUUGGAGUAUUCAUCGUGACUACUGCAAUACAAGUUUAGAAGACAAAUGGUUUCAUUCUCGUCACAGAAUACAGCUUUUCUUUACAUUUAUAAUCCUAUGUGUUGGCCUCGUUGACUGUAUUUUUUAAAGGUUGCUUGUCAGUUAACUGAGCCUUGGGAUUCAUGAAUUUUCUGAAGAUUAAAAAAUGAAAGUAUUUUCCUGUUGAAGAGUCCAGCAGAAAUUUCACAGCAACAGAUUUCAUGUUUCUUUUGAAUCUUUCUGAGAAAAAGGAAAUAUUUAUAAAACCAUCCAAAGAUCCGGAUAAUUUGCAAAUAAAUUGGAGAUUAUAGAGGUUAUAAUCUGAAUACCAAAGGAGACUGCAGCCGAUGAAAGUACUUCCAAACUGAAAACUGAACGUGCCUUUACGAUGGUAAGCAUUAACAGCUCUGACUGCUUCUAUAAUGACUCCUUUAAGUACACUUUGUAUGGGUGUAUGUUCAGCAUGGUGUUUGUGCUUGGGUUAAUAUCCAAUUGUGUUGCUAUAUACAUUUUCAUCUGUGUCCUCAAAGUCCGAAAUGAAACCACAACAUACAUGAUCAACUUGGCAAUGUCAGACUUGCUUUUUGUUUUUACUUUACCCUUCAGGAUUUUUUACUUUGCAACACGAAACUGGCCAUUUGGAGAUUUACUUUGUAAAAUUUCUGUGAUGCUGUUUUAUACCAACAUGUAUGGAAGCAUUCUGUUCUUAACCUGUAUUAGUGUAGAUCGAUUUCUGGCAAUUGUCUAUCCAUUUAAGUCAAAGACUCUAAGAACCAAAAGAAAUGCAAAGAUUGUUUGCAUUGGCGUGUGGUUAACUGUGAUGGGAGGAAGUGCACCCGCCGUUUUUUUUCAGUCUACCCACUCUCAGGGUAACAAUACUUCAGAAGCCUGCUUUGAAAAUUUUUCAGAAGACACAUGGAAAACAUAUCUCUCAAGGAUUGUAAUUUUCAUCGAAAUAGUGGGAUUUUUUAUUCCUCUAAUUUUAAAUGUGACUUGUUCUAGUAUGGUGCUAAAAACUUUAAAUAAACCUGUUACAUUAAGUAGAAGCAAAAUAAACAAAACCAAGGUUUUAAAAAUGAUUUUUGUACAUUUGAUCAUAUACUGUUUCUGUUUUGUUCCUUACAAUAUCAACCUUAUUUUAUAUUCUCUUGUGAGAACACAAAUUUUUGUUAAUUGCUCAGUAGUGGCAGCAGUAAGGACAAUGUACCCAAUCACUCUCUGCAUUGCUGUUUCAAACUGUUGUUUUGACCCUAUAGUUUACUACUUUACAUCGGACACAAUUCAGAAUUCAAUAAAAAUGAAAAACUGGUCUGUCAGGAGAAAUGACUCCAGAUUCUCUGAAGUUCAAGGUGCAGAGAAUUUUAUUCAGCAUAACCUACAGACCUUAAAAAGUAAGAUAUUUGACAAUGAAUCUGCUGCCUGAAAUAAAACAUUGGGACUCACUGGGACAGAACUUUCAAGUUCCUUCAAGUGCGAAAAGUGUCUUUUUGGACAAACUAUUUUUCCACCUCCAAAAGAAAAUUAACACAUGGACAUUUUAAAGUCAUUAGUAUAAAGAAAAUUUGUAUUCAAUAUGUUAAGCAUUAACAUGUAUUUUAUUUGUGUAUACACUCCGAUUUUUCUGAGCCAUUUUGAUUUGUUCCUUCUUCAUUAAAAAAACUCUUAAAGUUA
This is a messenger RNA of Callithrix jacchus (white-tufted-ear marmoset), 2373 nucleotides long. RefSeq names its product lysophosphatidic acid receptor 6 (gene LPAR6). The record is from RefSeq and is a predicted model, not a curated record. Gene Ontology annotation, cellular component: plasma membrane. Gene Ontology annotation, biological process: positive regulation of Rho protein signal transduction; phospholipase C-activating G protein-coupled receptor signaling pathway. Lineage: Eukaryota; Metazoa; Chordata; Mammalia; Primates; Cebidae. Gene Ontology annotation, molecular function: lysophosphatidic acid receptor activity.